AUGUCGACAACAACUAUUCCCAGUCCUCGUAACAGUUUCCACUCGAGACCUGCCAGUGUUAGAUCCAAACCUGCCAGUAUUAGAUCCAAGGCCUCUAGUGUUCGCUCCAAGGCAGAGUCUGUCCACUCUAGAGCAGUCAGCGUUCACUCGGAGAAUAUUCCUUUGCCUGCUGAACAUGUUAUUCCUCCAGAGCAUAUUAGUCCACCGCCUGAGCGUACUAGUGUCCACUCGGAGAAUCUUAGACCUGGCUCUGAGCAUCUUGUUCCUCUGGAGCACACGAUCCCGCCUUUAGACCGUAGAAGUGUCCACUCUGAGCACACCAGUGUCCAUUCACGACGUACCAGUCCUCGUUCUGAACAUAUAAGUAUUCACUCUGUACCUGCCAUCGCAAGCCAGAGCACUCGCUCCCACAAGUCCAUCUCGCUUACCAGUAGCAUUGUUAUCGAUGCCGAACACAAUACCAAACUACUCGACGUAAUUCCUGGAUUCUUUGGCAAGAUCGUAACACCCACAUCUCCAGGUUAUUCGGACGCUAUUGGGCGCUGGGCCUACAAUGCCGAACGUCCAGCUCGCCUUGUAACCUACCCACGCUUCACCACCGAUAUAUUUGUCGCCAUUUCUCAUGCAUACAAAAGCUCACUUCCCAUCGCUGUCCGAGGCGGUGGCCACUCGUGCGCAGGCACAUCUUCUUCCACACACGGUCUUGUCAUUGACCUUUCCAAACACUUUGCCCAUGUCCGGGUCGACCCGACCAAUCGUAUCGCAUUCGUCGGAGGCGGUGCCAUUUGGAAGGACGUGGACGAGGCAGCCAUCAGAUACGGUUUGGCCGCGGUUGGCGGGACCGUCAAUCAUACUGGAGUAGGCGGACUAACUCUCGGCGGCGGCUAUGGCUGGCUUACCGGCCAGUACGGCCUUGCUUGUGAUAACAUCGUCGCCGCUACCAUCGUUAUUCCGGGUGCUGCGACCGCCCCGGGAGUCAUCCAACCUACUUCGACCACCGUUUCGGCCUUUUCCGACCCCGAUCUGUUCUUUGCUAUACGAGGCGGUGGAGGAAAUUUCGGGGUUGUAACAGAGUUCGCAAUCAAACUUCAUCCCCAGAGGCGAACAGUUUGGUCGGGAACCAUUGUUUACGAGUCAUCUGUAUUGGAAGAAUUGUUUGAAGCCCUGGACGCGUGGUGGGUGGACGCAGGUCAAGGUCACAAGCCCGGAGAAGCUGCUUUAGUCUUCUUCUUUCGCGAUCCUGCCACUAAAGAGUGUUGCAUUGGUAUGAGACCCUUCUUCAACGGAUCAGCAGCGGAUGGAAGAAAGCGGUUCGCUUCAUUCCUGGCUAUUCAACACUUGGCGGAUCAAACAAAAGAAUUACCUUAUGAAGUCAUAAAUGCACAACAAAACGAACAGGCUCAGCACGGAGAUAACGUCUAUAUGACGGGCACUUCAAGAACCUCUUUUCCCCCGUCUGCUGCACGGGCUCUCUUUACAACUUUUGCUGAAAUCUCUGCUUCUCCUUUUGACGGAUCCGCGGUAAUCGUCGAAUAUCUACCUUUACAUCUAGUUCGAGCCGCAUCCUCCGAAACGAGUGCGUUCCCCGGUCGCAUGAAGGGCGAUAACAUUGUUUUCCUGGUUCAUUGGCCGCGAGAGGAUCCUACAGGCAACACCGAUGCCGCACGAGCUCAUGCGACCAGACUAAAACAGGUCAUCUGGGCUCGAGAAUGUGAGAUCGGAGGGGAAGUCGAUUCGUCGGGCUAUGCAAACUACCAAACCGAAGCUGCAGAUCACGACGCAGCUGCGAUACAUUUUGGACCGUUGUAUCCUAGGUUGCAAGCAGUUAAAGCGAUGUGUGAUCCACAUGGGAUUUUUGACAAGUUUUACCCUAUUCGACCGGCUUAUUAG
Molecule: messenger RNA, 1890 nt
Organism: Rhizoctonia solani
Lineage: Eukaryota; Fungi; Basidiomycota; Agaricomycetes; Cantharellales; Ceratobasidiaceae
Product: FAD-binding domain protein
Exons: 6
Coding region: 1-1890 (629 amino acids)
Molecular function (GO): FAD binding
Source: RefSeq, a predicted model, not a curated record